This is a messenger RNA of Cyprinodon variegatus (sheepshead minnow), 6620 nucleotides long. Its product is annotated as FERM and PDZ domain-containing protein 4-like. The record is from RefSeq and is a predicted model, not a curated record. Gene Ontology annotation, molecular function: protein binding. Gene Ontology annotation, cellular component: cytoskeleton. Bases 30 to 6140 code for a protein of 2036 amino acids. Lineage: Eukaryota; Metazoa; Chordata; Actinopteri; Cyprinodontiformes; Cyprinodontidae. Gene Ontology annotation, biological process: signal transduction. The transcript is spliced from 16 exons.
CUAGCUGGUUUUGUCUUGCUCUUUCCGCCAUGGAUUCCAAACACAGAUUUUUCGAGGAGUGGGUAGACACCAGCUCCUCUUUCUCCUCCGACUCAUCCUGGACAUCGUUUGACCUCAGCACUGACCUCACAUCAAUCAGCUCCGACAUAUCUGCGACGGCUCCUGACAGACCUCUCGAAGACCGGCUGCCAUCGAAGUGCCGACCACUUGAAACCAAAAGGAGGACCUUGAAAGCCGAAUGGAGGGAGACGUCGUUUCUCAACGACCACAAGAAUAAGACAUCAGGCUGGCCGCCUCCCGGUCCAGGCUCCUGGGGAGGUCUGCAGGGGCCCCCAUACAGCUGGGACAGCAUGAGCAACACCAGGGAUGGCCGGGACUUCUUAACCAACCAAGGGUCCCAGAGCAGCUCCCUGGAGGAGGUCCACCUCGAUGGUCUCCCUCCCGCUCCUCGUCUGGUGGAGAUGAGAAGGGAUCCGGUCCUGGGCUUUGGCUUCGUGGCUGGCAGUGAGAAACCUGUGGUGGUCCGUUCUGUCACACCUGGUGGUCCAUCUGAGGGGAAGCUGCUGCCAGGCGAUGAGAUUAUCAUGAUCAACGAUGAGCCAGUCAGCUCAGCCCCCAGGGAGCGAGUCAUCGAUCUCGUCAGGAGCUGCAAAGAGUCCAUUAUGCUGACUGUUGUUCAACCAUAUCCAUCUCCUAAAUCAGCGUUCAUCAGUGCAGCCAAAAAAGCCAUGCUGAAGUCCAAUCCGGUCAAAGUGCGCUUUGCUGAGGAGGUCAUUAUAAACGGCCAGGUCCCGAAUCCGGUGAAGGAUAACUCUUUACUAUUCAUGCCAAAUGUCCUGAAGGUCUACCUGGAAAACGGGCAGACAAAGUCUUUUCGAUUCGACAGCAGUACCUCCAUCAAGGAGGUGAUUCUGACCCUGCAGGAGAAGCUGUCCAUCCGCUGCAUCGAGCACUUCUCUCUAGUGUUGGAGGAGAGAACUGAAGGUUCUGGAAGCAAACUGCUUCUCCUGCAUGAGCAGGAGAUGCUUACUCAGGUUACCCAGAGGCCUGGUUCUAACAGGAUGAAGUGUUUCUUUAGAAUAAGCUUCAUGCCGAGGGACCCAGUGGAGCUGCUCCGUCGGGAUGCUGUUGCGUUUGAAUACCUCUAUGUACAAUGUUGUAAUGACGUGGUCUUGGAGCGCUUCGGCCCAGAGCUUAAGUACGAUGCUGCUCUGCGACUGGCUGCUUUGCAGAUGUACAUCCUCUCCAUGACGGCCAGACAGAGUCAAAAGGUUUCUUUGAAAUAUAUCCAAAAGGAGUGGGGUCUGCCGCUGUUCCUGCCUCCAACUGUGCUGUCCAGCAUGAAGGAGAAAAACAUCAAGAAGGCUCUGACGCACAUCCUGAAAACCAACCAGAACCUUGUGCCUCUGGGGAAAAAACUAACUGCAUUGCAGGCCAAGGUGCAUUACCUGAGGUACAUCAGUGAGCUGAAACUAUAUGGAGGAAGAGAGUUUAAAUCGAUACUUUUGCAGGGAGAGAAACAGACAGAGGUGAUGCUGUUAGUGGGCCCGCGAUAUGGAAUCAGUCAUGUAAUUAAUGCCCGGACCAACCUUGUAGCCCUGUUGGCCGAUUUCAGCCACGUUAACCGCAUUGAGAUUCUUACUGAGGAUGAGAUGAACGUCCGGCUGGAACUUCAUGUCCUGGAUGUUAGGCCCAUCACACUAAUCAUGGAGUCAAGUGAUGCAAUGAACCUUGCUUGCCUAACAGCUGGCUACUACCGCCUCCUAGUGGAUUCCCGUAGAUCUAUUUUCAACAUGGCCAACUGCAAUAACAUAGCAGAGGAUGACACUGGUCAGGAUCGUGUCCUUGAGUGGCCAUACAGCACAUCUUUUGGGGAAAAUGAAGAGCCAGCACAGGGGUCUGUCUAUAACAGGAACUAUUCAGACAAUGGGCAGAGGGAGAACAGCAUUUCUCCUUACUUUAAUGAGCCCCAAAAUCUUGAUAGCGACCUAGGGAAGAGAAGAAGUCCGGUUCCCCCUCCUCUUCCCCCUGCAACCAGGCACAAAACUCAGGACUCUCCUCGGAGUGCCAAAGUUUCAUUUAUUUUUGGAGGUAACCCACCGUUGAACAGAGCAAGGAACUAUGAAGCACUGCCAGAGAGCCCUGAGUCCUCUGAGCUCUUCCAGUUCAGUGAGCUAACGCACAUCUAUAGCAACAUUAUAACGGAGGAAGGUGGUGAGGAGCCUGUGCUUAGGGAGCUGUUUAAUCGAGACGCAACAGACGAUGCAGAGGAUGAUGAGGAUGCUUCCUGUGAGGAAGACUCCACAGGGGGGACCCCAGUUGGUGAUAACAGGGAAGGUGGACUGAACUGUGACAGCCAAGGAGCACGGUUGCCCACAGCAGCUGGCAAAGCCACUUUUCUUACCCUCUCUGGGUCCACGGAUGAUAUCAUCGACCUCACAUCACUGCCACCUCCCGAAGGAGACGACGGGGUCAACGACGAUGAGGACGACUCCCUGUUGCAGACCCUGAACCUUGCAAUCGCAGCGCCACCACCAGGCUUUCGGGACAGCAUAGAUGAGGACACAGCCCCAGAGGGACGGCCUCUAAGCACAUGUAGUAAUGAUGACAUCCCUGUAUCGCUAAUCGAUGCCGUUCCAACACAUGGGGAGGAAGAAGGAAGCAGAGGAGGGCAGAGUAGGUUAGAAAAUGCUGUUGUGAAUUCGCUACAAGCACUGGCGGACCUAUCAGUCUCUGAGCGGAGACCUCAUCGCCCACCACCCAGAAGUAACAACACAGGUAUGUGCACAUCUCAAGGAUUUAGCCCAGAGUCCUCAUCAGAUUCUGGCAAUGAGACCAACUCUUCUGAGAUGACUGAAAUCUCUGAACUAGCCGCUACUCAUAGACUUAAUGAGAGCCACAUGCGUUUGCUUGUAGCCACAACAGAAGGAUACCAACCUUUACUUGAAGAGAAAACUGAAUUUCCAGUCUCACCUAAUUCAUGCGCCAAUGUAGAAAAGAAACCCCGCAGCCCGACACGACACCUUCAGCCUCCAGCAGUUCCUCCAAGACGUAGCCCCCAGCUGGACCUAACAUCAUCGGGGUUGGACAGAUUGGAGGUGAAAUCCCAAAAUACUCUCUCGGUUACUCUCCAGCGUCCCAGUUCAACAACACCAGGAGGUAAACACCAGAAAAAAUCAGCACACUCCAGUGGAAAGUACAACACCUUCAGUACCAGGGAAGGUUUUCGAAGUGAGAUUAAUAGCAGGCGCAGCUAUCUUGAUUUAAACCAACGCACUUCAUUUAUUGAGCAAGAAGAAGGUCAGAGGGGACAGAAUUCCUUUUUCACCUCGUCCUCUGUAACCGAGGGCACUGUAGCGACAAGCCCGGCUCGAGACCCUCGAAAUAAUCUUCGCCCAUCUUCGGCUGUUUCUGAUCGGUUCUUAGAGGUUGUUAACAUGGGCGGUUGUGAUGCAGGCAACGGAACUACGACCACUGAGCAGGAUGAACACUUGGUUGUAGCAUCCUUGCUGUCACCGAGCAAGCAAUCCAGAUCAGGAGGUUCUGAACAAGGAUCGGAUACACAAAGUGACCAUCAGCCAAUUUCAAGACAACAGAGUGUUGCACGGUUGUGUGAGUACCACCUGGCAAAAAGGAUUUCAAAUUUGCAAGGGGAAGCUCACAGUUCACUUCAGGGCUCCUUGUGCUCAUCACUUGAUGCAGGUGGCAGCACAAAUAGCAGUGCCUGUGCAACACCAAAUGACUCCCCCCUUGGCCCCGGUGCAAUUGAGUCCAAGCACAAUCGCUUGCAAAAGCACCAUCUUUCGAGCUCUUCCUCUUCCCUGCUUAGAGUGCUAAACAACGAAGACAGCAAUUCUGGACUCCCAGUAGGAUUCCAAAGCCAAAACACUCAAAGCAAAGACCCUCAUCCUCAUGCAGACCCCAACCUCCUUCGAAAAAUGCUGCCCAACAUCCAUCCCCCACUUGCUGGGGGGGAAACAAGUCGACCUUCCUCAGCAACUCCUUCCAAACACAAGGAGAUAACAGGAAAUAAGAAGCAUCCAAACGAAAUCCACGUUAAACAGCAACCUAGCUUUAAGGGCCUUAACCCAAAGGAAGGCAGUGAGGCCUACAGACAACUGAUAAACUAUCUCACAGUAAGUCAAAUGCAUCAGGGGGGUAAAUUACAUAGUGCGGGUAUGGGAGGUGCAGUUAAAAAAGACAGCAGACGUUUUAUUACAAGCAACCCUCAGUUAAUUGAAAUGGUUAAGGGUAGAGGUAGUACCACUGCUCGCUGUCCAUGUAUGCCUUCCUCUCUCUCAUCCCCAUUUCUCAGCCCUAAUACUGCAACUUCUCAUUCAGCAACAAUGCAAUUAGCAAAUAAAGAUGCAAGGUCCUACCUUUCAGCCACACUUCCUGCCAAACUGAAGAGAAGCCCUGAUAUGCAUGUACAAAGACUGAAUGAUAGUUUGGACUUCAGGAGAGCUCCAACUGAAAGAAGGAGCUCCUUUUCUGGUCUGGAAAGUGAGCUGGGCAGGGAGGAUAUUGAUCCAGAACAUUUUCUCUCUCAAUGUAAAAAACAAGAGCAUAUGAACCGUGAUGGGGCUUCAAAUCAAAAUCGAAAUCGUGAUUUUGGAGGUAACAAUAAUCGCCCUCCACCUCGUUCAAGAAGCCAACCAAGUGGCACCACAGAAGACUGGUUCAAACCAGACUCGAGGUCAAAACAUGCAGGUUUUUAUUCUCCUCAAAAACCUAAUGACUCUUUUUCUUGUUCAACUGCACCCAGUUUGAGUGGUCAACGUGCAGAGCUAAAUGCUCUCUCACUAGGGCGUGGCGAUUAUCCAUCAGCUUUCAUUCGACAGACAUCUAGUCGGACUAGAACAACCAUAUCAUCUCCAACACCACAAUCUCCACCUCCUCCUCCACCACCUCUGCCACCACCCCUUCCUUCAUCUCUCCCAGUGCAAGUGAACUCUAGCGCUAGCAACUCAGGAUGUCCACAAGAUUCACUUCAUUCCAUCCAGUUGCGGCAGAAUCAGAACCAUAUUCAGUCUGUUGCUCCAACCCUGUCCCAGACGGAACCCUUAAGCAGUAGCAUGCAACGAGGAAGAGAUCUCAAGCGCAGCUCAAGCAAUGUGACUGCUAGUUCUGGAAGUGUUGAGGCUUUAUUUGAUAAGCCCAUACGAAGCCGCAGCCAGCAGCCCUUGUCAGCACCUAUGUCUCAACAAAGUGAGAGCAAAGUCCAACGUAGACAAGCUAGAAAAAGGCUAUCCAAGAGCUAUUCACAAGGAUCUGUAUCCUCACAUGCAACAUGUUGGUCUACAGGCAGCGGGGUAGACAGUAGAAGGUCAUCUGUUGCAUUUCCAUUACAAAAAGACUCUAAACAUACAAAGGGCUCUCAAAAACUGGACACCAGUCCCUGGAGAUGCAACGGCCCCUUCAGUUACUGUUUCUUUAAACGUAAGACUGAGGGAGAAGAUGAUGAAAUUGAGUGGGACAGGCCUAGAAGAAGUCGUGUUGGGGGUAAUUUUGACAAUAAUGGUGCUGUUGCAUCAGCUAUAACCCCCUAUGGAUCAUCGAUGGAUGAGCAGCUAUAUGGAGAGGUGCUUGAUAAUAUGAGCUUUAGUGACCGUUUGGCAAGAAUCAAUUCUCUCAAGGACCGCAUGUACAGCUUUCCAUGUGGCUUUAACGACGUCCGUCGAGAUGCCAAUGAGCUCAUUGCACUGGUGAGAUCCAGUGUAGGUCGUUGUGACCGUGGCGUCCAGAUGCCUAUACAAGAUGUUUCCCAGUACAAGCAGCUUCUUUCUGUUGAGUCAAAAGAGUUAGGCCGGGCUUGCCGGAAAAUGGCACAAGCCCAUAGUAGUCCUGAUGAAAUGCUGCUAGCUGUUACAUGUAGCUUUCAGGUGCUAUGCUGUCUGUGUGAAGCUUGUAUGUGUCUAGUUAGGGGACUCGGAGCCUUGGCAUCACAGCAGCAAAGAGAAGUUGUAGCAAAAGUUGAUGAGGUUGUUAUGAACUAUAUUUGUUUGCUCAAAGCAGCCGAAGCUGCAACUGUUGGGGCUCCAGGGGAGCACAGUGUUAAUGCCCUGGUUCGCCACUCCAGUACCAUGUCAGCUAUUGCUAACGCACUCACCCGCUCCCUUAAAACGCUGCUAAGCAAGUAGAGGCUAUUUCCAAUGCUUUAUAGUAUGGCCUAUGCAGUCAGUAGAAGUCUGUCUUUAGACAUCUUACUGUUUUUGAGUUAUCUGAAAGAGUCAGAUGUUUUCCUGUUGUGUUUAAAUGUUUUUUAUGUCUAAAAAUAUAUUUAUUGCAGUUAUACUUAAACUUAUAAUGACAUAUUAUUAAAAAUGCUUACAGAGAGUAAAUACUUUUACUGCUGAAAUUGUUGUAAUGUAAAUUUCAAAGCCAUACUGUUAGGAACCUUUGUACUAAAUGUACCUAGUAGAUACUAUACCCUUUUACUUGUGCAUUAUGUAACUUAUUCAAAAUGUAUAUAAUGUAUAAUGAUACUAUAUAAUUGUAUAAUUUGAAGGAGCACUUUUUUGAAGAGCAGGAAGGCAUUGAGAACUCCGCUUGAAAUAAUUUAUUUUGCAAGAUUGAUUGAAAGUCACUUUACGUUGAGUCAUGUAAAGUUUUAAUAGAAA